UGAUGGGAAAGUCGCCGGCUGAGCCUCACACUUUCUCCCGAUUUCUUAACUUUCGGGGCCGCGGAGCAGGAGUAAAGCCGCUGUGCCGGGACGGAGAGCGGGGUGCGGGCUUGUGGCGGCUGCGUGCCCGUGGAUUUCCCGCUCCGCCGGGCGGCCGGCCUCUCGCGCCAAGUGGGGAGCGGGCGGCGGGCGGGCAGGUGGCCCCGGGCCGCCGCGUCCGCGCCUUGGCUCUGCCCCCAGGAGCCGAGCGAGCCGCUGCUCCCUCGUGGUGUGAGGGCGGUGAUGUUUUUCCUCCCACCCACUUUUGAGUGCCCCCUCCCCCCUCGCGCGCACUCUAGCUCUCGCCACAACCUGCGAGCCCCAGACCUCAGAGGAGCGCCCCGGGGAGCUCGGAGCGCGUGCACGCGUGGAAGACGGAGCAGGCCAGUGGCCAGCAGCUUGAAUACCCCGGGCCCUGAAAGUUUUGAGUGGCCUUUUGCAGUGGCCAGGAUGAGAAAGAAGUGGAAAAUGGGAGGUGUGAAAUACAUCUUCUCCUUGUUGCUGUUCUUUCUUUUCCUAGAAGGAAGCAAAACGGAGCAAGUAAAACAUUCAGAGACCUACUGUGUGUUCCAAGACAAGAAGUACAGAGUGGGCGAGAGAUGGCACCCUUACCUGGAACCCUAUGGGUUGGUUUACUGUGUCAACUGCAUCUGCUCAGAGAAUGGAAAUGUGCUCUGCAGCCGAGUCAGAUGUCCAAGCCUCCACUGCCUGUCCCCCGUGCAUAUUCCUCAUCUGUGCUGCCCGCGCUGCCCAGAAGACUCCCUACCCCCGACGAACAAUAAGGUGACCAGCAAGUCGUGUGAGUACAACGGGACCACUUACCAACACGGUGAGCUGUUCGUGGCUGAAGGGCUCUUUCAGAACCGGCAACCCAAUCAGUGUAGCCAGUGCAGCUGUUCGGAGGGGAAUGUGUACUGCGGUCUCAAGACUUGCCCCAAGUUAACCUGUGCAUUCCCAGUCUCCGUUCCAGAUUCCUGUUGCCGGGUGUGCAGAGGGGAUGGAGAAUUGUCGUGGGAACAUUCUGAUGGUGAUAUCUUCCGGCAACCUGCCAACAGAGAAGCAUCUCAUCCUUCUUCUGAAACUGCUGGCGAUGGGGCUGAACUUAAUCCUGUACUUCCUUUAGCAAAAGAGAGACAUUCCUACCACCGCUCUCACUACGACCCUCCACCAAGCCGGCAGGCUGGAGGUCUGCCCCGCUUUCCUGGGGCUAGAAGCCACCGAGGAGCUCUUAUGGAUUCCCAGCAAGCAUCGGGCACCAUCGUGCAGAUUGUCAUCAACAACAAACACAAGCAUGGACAAGUGUGUGUUUCCAAUGGAAAGACCUACUCCCAUGGCGAGUCCUGGCACCCGAACCUCCGGGCAUUUGGCAUUGUGGAGUGUGUGCUGUGUACUUGUAAUGUCACCAAGCAAGAGUGUAAGAAAAUCCACUGCCCCAGUCGAUACCCCUGCAAGUAUCCUCAAAAAAUAGAUGGAAAGUGCUGCAAGGUGUGUCCAGGUAAAAAGGCAAAAGAAGAGCUUCCAGGCCAAAACUUUGACAACAAGGGCUACUUUUGUGGAGAAGAAACGAUGCCCGUGUAUGAGUCUGUGUUCAUGGAGGAUGGGGAGACCACCAGAAAAAUAGCCCUGGAGACAGAGAGACCACCUCAGGUAGAGGUCCACGUUUGGACCAUUCGAAAGGGCAUCCUCCAGCACUUCCAUAUUGAGAAGAUCUCCAAAAGGAUGUUUGAGGAACUCCAUCACUUCAAGCUGGUGACCAGGACGACUCUGAGCCAGUGGAAGAUAUUCACCGAAGGAGAAGCUCAGAUCAGCCAGAUGUGUUCGAGUCGUGUGUGCAGAACAGAGCUUGAAGAUUUGGUCAAGGUUUUGUACCUGGAGAGGUCUGAAAAAGGCCACUGUUAGACAAGACAGUAUUGGAGAGGGUAAAGCAAGAAAACUCAAACUGCAGCUGGACUGCGGGCUGAUUUUGCUUAAGUCAACAGUGCCCUAAAACCCCAAACUCAAAUGCAGUUCAUUAUUCACGCCAUGCACAGCAUAACUUGCUCCUUUAUGUGGAGUGGUGUGUCAGUCCUUAAACAUCUCCUGCGAAGAGACUAGAAGAGUCUUGAGUUAUUUGUGGGAGGAAGAGGGAUAGAACACCACAGCACUGCUUUAGUUUCUGGGAGAAUCACAUUUCUUUACAGGUUAAAGAGUAAACAAAACCCUAGGGCUUCUAUCUAGAAAGUUAUUGCCACGAAAGAAAAGAGACAAGAAUUUGCUAAGUAGGAGUUGUGUAGUACAGAAAAGAUAUGUGUAUGAAAUUAUACUCUUCGAAUUUUAGGAUGUCUUGUGUUUUUAAGAGAAAAUUAACUCCCCAUCCUCGUCCACACAGAGACGCAUGCAUGAGUGUGUGGGUGCGCACGUGUGUGCACGUGCGUGGGCACACACACGCACACGCGCGCAGACUUAACUGCCACCUUUCUUCUGAGGCAAAGCCAGCAUAGACUCUCCCCUCCUUUCCAUCGCCUGGCUCCCAAGUAGCUUUGAACUUGUGGGUACCCAGGAGGAUAAAGAAGAGCUUGUGAGCAGAAAGCUCUGCCCUCAGGUCAGUGGUGUGGUUGCUGAAGUCACCAACUAUGGUGGCGGGUGAAGAAUAAGAACACCGUUUCACAGCCACAUUCACGCUGAAGCUGUAAAUAACUUCUCCCUAGCGAUACCACUUCUCUUUUCUCCCUGAGCCCGUGGGGCCCCCGUAAAGAAGUUAGAACUGGGUAAAAUCUACAGAAACUGAAUCCACAGAGGACAAAAUAAUUGUUGAAGAAAAUGGUGGAUGGAAGUCAACAAGGCAACCUUGUGUGUUUUCAAGGCAAUGGGAGUCACCGACGAACAGCUCAAUACUCACUAAUUUUCUUGAUGCCAGAGUUCCGUAGUCCAAAAAUUUAGGUUAAAUGAUUACAUUCCAGAAGUUCCUUAAAAAGGCAGUUUUCCUUCUUCUCCAAUUACAGGAGUUCAUUUUGACUUUGCGAAGGGACUCAGUCCCCGCAAGCUUCUGAAGGUUGGCCCUUCAGUUAGGAGAAUUAUUGCUCAUUUGAGGAAGUAGACAUUCUGAUAAGGAUCUUUGUUCUAAACCUUCCUACCAUUCUCAUUUCAUCCACCAAGUGGGGAUUUGAGUCAUGAAUCCUAGAGAAGGCUGCUCAGAAAAAUGUCUCUUCACAGCUCCAUACCAGAAUGGAACUUAUCCAUUCUGAGACCUGGCUUUAGACAUCAUCUUUGUGGCAACACUAUACAUUCUCCACAAGGAUCUCAAGCCUGCCUUCUAGACUCAUCCCUUCUGAGGGGCAUGAAUGAACUCUAAUGACUACUCAGAAGUAUCAAGGACACAAACGUCCCGUAUUUCCCCCUCCGUGACCAUGGGAGAGAGGAACGUUGUUUUCCCUACAGUAGAUGACACCAGUAGGGAAAAAUGUAAAAAUCUUUAUGGCAGCCUGGCACAACGGAGUCUGUUCUCCUCAAAGAGAUACAGGGGCACCUCGUGGCCAGGCCCUCAUGGGACAAGCCGCCUACCAAUCCUUCACACAUACUCUCCACGGGAAAGGGAGGGAGACAUCCAGGGCCGAGAGGCCAGAGAGCAGUACUGGGGACGAGCCUGCUAAGGAACUCUUGCCUCCCUCCCAGAGGCGGCAGUAUUUCCAUAGUGUGGAAACAAGUGACUGGAUCCCGAAGCCAAGCGGUGGUUUCCCCUUCUGGAUGACUCACGCCAAAGCCUUCCCACCCAGGUGUUCUCUGAAAGCUCAACCGUAAGGGAACACCCAGAGAGCUUCCCUAGAUAGACUUCUGCCCCCAGGUGCUGGGACACACCUUUCCGAAGUGCUGUGUGAAGCAGGAGCUGGGGAGCUGUGCCAGGCCAACAUAGAAAGCUUCCAGCGUUCGGUGUGGCGUAGGCAGUAGGGCAUAGGGAGAAGAGGCCGAGCCCCCUGUAGUUAGGAGAGGAAUGGAUGUGGUUCUUCUUGUGUAUUUAUUUGUAUCAUAAACACUUGGAACAACAGAGACCAUAAGCACCAGUUAGCGGUUGUAGCCGUUUUAUAGUUAGCUCCUGUAAACAAGAGGAAACGUAACGUAACAGUAUUAGCCUUUUUGUUCUUCUCACAGGACAUGUACCUAAAUAGGGUACUUAUUUAUGUAGUCGCUGUAUUUCUGGAUUUUUAAAUUAAUAAAAGAAGUUAAUUCUGAAAAAUCA
This is a messenger RNA of Ailuropoda melanoleuca (giant panda), 4252 nucleotides long. RefSeq names its product chordin like 1 (gene CHRDL1). Gene Ontology annotation, molecular function: BMP binding. The transcript is spliced from 13 exons. NCBI's taxonomy places the organism in Eukaryota, Metazoa, Chordata, Mammalia, Carnivora, Ursidae. Gene Ontology annotation, biological process: cell differentiation; negative regulation of BMP signaling pathway. The record is from RefSeq and is a predicted model, not a curated record. Bases 283 to 1938 code for a protein of 551 amino acids.